Molecule: messenger RNA, 2097 nt
Organism: Elaeis guineensis (African oil palm)
Lineage: Eukaryota; Viridiplantae; Streptophyta; Magnoliopsida; Arecales; Arecaceae
Product: aspartyl protease family protein 1
Biological process (GO): proteolysis
Molecular function (GO): aspartic-type endopeptidase activity
Source: RefSeq, a predicted model, not a curated record
GGUUGUCCACGACGCGGACCGUCACCCGUCCCGGCCAUCGCGAACUUAACGCGUCGGCCGCCUCGGACUGUUGACUUCCGCCCACGUUGGACUGACGGAAUUGAUGCGUCUACCCCUCUUUAAACCCUUCUUCUCUUCUCGUCUUCCUAUCGUUCUCUUCUUCUAAGCUUCUUCCAUGGCUUCCUCUCCUUCUCUUCUUCUUCUUCUUCUCUUCGCCGCAGCCGGCGUCUUCCUGGCACUUGCCGGGCCCGCCGCUGGCGCCACCCUUGGGCUCGACUUCCACCACCGCUUCUCCGACCGCGUGCGGCGGUGGGCGGAGGCCCACGGCGGGCUCCCUGGUGGCUGGUGGCCCCAGAAGGGCUCGGUCGAGUACUACGCCGCCCUCGCCCACCACGACCGUGCCCUCCACGGCCGUAUCCUUGCCGGUGGCAGCGACCCCGACGAGGAGCUCUACUUCGCUGAUGGCAACGCCACCGUCCGCAUCGGCAGCCUGGGAUUCUUGCAUUACGCGAUUGUGGCGUUGGGGUCGCCGAACGUGACGUUUCUGGUGGCGCUGGACACGGGGAGCGAUCUAUUUUGGUUGCCCUGUGAUUGCCGUAGCUGCGCUCCGACUUCUUCACCUGGUUACGGAGAAAUCAAGUUCGACAUCUACAACGCCUCUCAGUCAUCAACAAGCCAAAAGGUUCCUUGCAAUAGCAGUUUCUGUGAGCUGAAAAGCUCAUGCUCUGCAGCAACUAGCAGUUGCCCUUAUGUAGUUACGUAUGUUUCUGAUAACACUUCAUCUUCUGGGGUCUUAGUCGAGGACAUUUUAUACUUUAAAACAGAGGAGACUAUUCCAAAAGUUGUUAAAGCACCAAUUGUGUUCGGCUGUGGACAGGUUCAGACUGGUGCAUUUCUGGAUAGUGCAGCUCCUAACGGUCUGUUUGGGCUUGGUAUGGACAAGGUAUCUGUUCCUAGUGUUUUGGCAAGUAAAGGAUAUGCUUCGAAUUCCUUCUCCAUGUGCUUCGGAAGUGAUGGUAUGGGAAGAAUCUAUUUUGGAGAUACAGGUAGCUCAGACCAGGGAGAAACUCCAUUCGAUGUUAAUCACAGCCACCCAACAUACAAUAUCAGCUUAAUUGGAAUGGAAGUAGGGAAUAGUUCGAUUGACGUGAAUUCUAGUGCUAUUGUCGACUCUGGUACCUCCUUCACAUGUUUGGCUGAUCCAAUGUAUACUAAGCUCUCUGAAAGUUUUCAUGCACAGGUACGAGAGAACAGGCACGAAUCUGAUCCGGGUAUCCCGUUUGAGUAUUGCUAUGGUUUGAGUCGCAAUCAAAAUUCAAUCCUGCUACCUAAAAUAAAUCUUACGACAAAAGGUGGAAGCCAGUUUCCUAUAAAUGAUCCAAUAAUUGUCAUUAGCAGUGAGCAAAGCAGUUUUUAUUGUCUAGGUAUCGUCAAGAGUAGCCAACUGAAUAUUAUUGGGCAAAAUUUUAUGACGGGCCUCCGCAUUGUCUUUGAUCGUGAGAGACUGGUCUUAGGGUGGAAGGAGUCUGAUUGUUAUGAAGCUGAGGAUUCCAGCACUCUCCCUGUUAACCGAAACCUCCGCAAUCGCUCCUACACCUGGUUCGGGACCAAGCAGUUACAACCCGGAAGCCGCAAAGCAGGGGGGGAACACUACUCAGAUCACAGUGUUGAGACCCUCCACCAGCCAUUCAUCACAUCUGAACUCCAUGAAGAGUAUCUUCUUGAUAUCGAUCGUGCUCUCUUUGGCCAUUCAAUGAUUAUUUUCAUCCCAGGUUGCUUUCAGCUUCUUAUCGAGUUUUCUCGCCCACAGACUAUAGCAUGCAUUGGUUGAGUUUUCGUUUUGGCUCAGAUGUACACCAUACUAUAGUUGCAGAGUUCUGCCAUUUCAUGUAAUUUUUUUUUCUAUUUCAUUUUCUUUGUUUCAUAUAUAUUUUUUCAUCAUGCGGUUUAUUUUGCACACGGGAUGUAGAUAUUGCAAUACUGGAUGUGGAAGAUGGCUACAUAAUUGUUGUAUUCAAUAAGUUUAUAGACAGAUGAUCUAUAAUCAUGACAUAGUGGCAUUUAAACUUUUAUAAUUCCAAUAAUCAUUGCACAUUA